This is a messenger RNA of Phragmites australis (common reed), 1686 nucleotides long. Its product is annotated as protein BYPASS1-LIKE-like. The transcript has a single exon. The record is from RefSeq and is a predicted model, not a curated record. Bases 145 to 1404 code for a protein of 419 amino acids. NCBI's taxonomy places the organism in Eukaryota, Viridiplantae, Streptophyta, Magnoliopsida, Poales, Poaceae.
GUGGAGACAGCAAUUUGCGGCCUCGCUUCAUCCGCUUGUUGAGAGCAGGCAGACAGACAGACAAACAAACCCCCUCCUCUUCAUUCCAUUUCCUUCCGAUUCCUCCCUCUCCCACCAACCCUAGCGCGCAGGCAGCAACGAGGCAUGCGAGCACCAAUGCCGGCCACCGAUUCCUCAUCGCCUGCCGCACCGCUCACCUCCAUCGGCCGCUCCAUCCGCUCCCUCCGCCGCGACCAGAUUCCCACCAUCCCGCCCCCUUCCGCCGCCGACCCUAACCACCACGCCUCCUCCGACCUCGACCCCACCGACGCCUUCCAGCGCCGCGCCGCCGACCUCUUCACGGACCUUCUCGCCGAAAACCCCAACGACCUGCUCUCCCUCUCCUGGAUGCGCCGCCUCCUCGACUCCUUCCUUCUCUGCCUCGAGGAGUUCCGCGCCCUCCUCUUCGGCUCCGGGGCCGCCGCCGCUGCCGCGCGCCCGCCUCUCGACCGCCUUGUCACCGACUUCUUCGACCGCGCCGUCAAGGCGCUCGACCUCUGCAACGCCGUCCGCGACGGACUCGACCUCGUCCGCCAGUGGCGCAAGCACCUCGCCAUCGCCGCCGCCGUACUCGCCACUUCGCCCGACCCCGACGCGCCGCUCGGGGAGGCCCAGAUCCGCCGCGCCCGCAAGGCGCUCACCGACCUCACCAUCCUCAUGCUCGACGACAGGGACGGCGGCGGAGGGGUCGUAGGCCAGCGUAACCGCUCCUUCGGCCUCGGGAACAGGGACGCCCGUGCCCGUGGCCAGGGCCACCAUCGCCGGAGCAGCAGCGGCGGCAGCUCAGGCUCCGGUUCCGGCUCCCACCUCAGGUCCUUGUCGUGGAGCGUGUCCCGGGCGUGGUCCGCCGCGCGGCAGCUUCAGGCAAUCGGGGGAGGCCUACCUGUGCCCCGCCCGCACGAUAUAACCGCCACGGGAGGCCUCGCUUCCGCAGUGUACACCAUGGGUGCGGUGCUGUUUAUCGUGGCCUGGGCGCUUGUGGCUGCCAUCCCGUGCCAGGACCGCGGCCUCCAGGCGCACUUCUCAGUGCCCAGGAACUUCCCCUGGUCUGGCCCCAUCUCGACGCUCUACGACCGCAUCCUCGAGGAGUUCAAGAAGGAGCGCAAGAACUCAUGUGGGCUGCUCAAGGAGAUCGACCAGAUUGAGCGGUGCUCCAGGCACCUCAUGGAGAUCACUGACGCUGCAGAAUUCCCCUUGGCUGAGGAGAAGGAUGCUGAGGUGCGGGAGGCCGCGCAGGAGCUAGUGCAGGUGUGUGGAUCCCUCAAGGACGGGCUCGACCCACUUGAGCGGCAGAUCAGGGAGAUGUUCCACCGGAUUGUGCGUACCCGGACAGAAAUCCUUGACUGCUUGAGUGGCACCCAGUGACGAGACAGGCAAAGAGGGUAGGAGCGAUUGCGUGUUGUGAUGCUACUGCUUGAUUGAACAUUGUCUGAAGUGCAGCGGCUUCACCGAUUGAAAUGAGGUAGCUUUUCUCUGCAUAAGUUAGCAACUACAUAUACAUGUGUCUGCGUAGAGGCGUGGCCUUCUGAUAAAUUGGUUCCUUUAUUUUUUUUAAAAAAAUUGAUUUCUUUUCUUUGUAGCUUGUGAAUCCUUACUUGGGCAGUGCUUCGUUCUAAUGGUCUAAUACUAUUUGUUUCAUUCUUCUCA